AUGAUUGCGAAGAAGUUGAAAUUCAGAAUCAAGAUAACAGCAGUACAUCUCACUUCAGGAUAUCAAUUUGAAGCUGCACCUCCGAAUCUGUAUGCACAACCUCCUUCUGAGCCUACUUCAACAGAUCUCAUGGCCAAUUUGCAUGCCACCUCAGUGGUAGCAGUAUUAACUAGAAUUCUUACGGUGACGUCCACUAUGAAAAGAUUUAAAGCAUUUUGUGGUAAAGAGAAUUGGCAAAAACAUGAAACAAAAUGUGGACGUGCCUUAAGUAACGAAGUACUAUUUCACUUUAUUUAUUUAAAUGCGUUUAUUAAAAGUAUCCAAAAAUCAGACUCAAUUAACACUUCUAAUUCAAGUAUUAUUUAUUUGCCAGUCGUUUAUAUUUCCUUCUGUCGUAUUUUCCCUCUCAAAAAGCUGGGCGGUCGUACACAUCCUGCAAAAGAAAAUGAUUGCAAUGGGCGAGGCAGGACGUAUAGCUUGUCUGGCUACAGAGAAGAUAGCAGCUUAAAAAAUGUAAAAAAGGAUGGAGAGACGUCUGUUUCUAAAGCUGAUGCGUCUUCAUUCACUUCAAAAAAAAUAAUAUUUGCUGAUUUCGAGUUGUGCCUAAUGCAUAUACAAUCUGAAGUGUUCAUCAGAAAAGUUUCUCCUUGUGUAAAAACGUUCACACCAUCCACUUCUUUGUGGCCAAGUUCAUUAAUCAAAAAGCUCCAAAUCAGCAAACCAAUUGCGUUUCCAUAUCAGAAUAAUAUUUAUAAUUCCCAAAGUGGCAAUCCAUUACACUAA
This is a messenger RNA of Echinococcus granulosus, 783 nucleotides long. RefSeq lists its product as hypothetical. The coding region runs from base 1 to 783 and encodes 260 amino acids. The record is from RefSeq and is a predicted model, not a curated record. The transcript is spliced from 5 exons. NCBI's taxonomy places the organism in Eukaryota, Metazoa, Platyhelminthes, Cestoda, Cyclophyllidea, Taeniidae.